UCUCUCUCACGUGCACUGCCACAUCUCUUGUGUAUUUUUUUUUUUUGUAGGGGGUGUGUGUGCACGGGUGCGUUAGUGUAUGUGUGUGUAAAAAAACAAAAAAAAAAACAGACAAGAGGACUGAGUGUUUGUGCCCUUGCAGUACAGAGGACUGGUAACUCCCCAGGAUGCAUCAGCUGGUAGUUGUGACCUUAGUGCUGGUGGCACUCUGCUCUCUAGAGAGCGUGGAUUCUUCAGCUUAUGACAAGAUAGUCACCCACAGCCGCAUACGGGCCAGGAAAGAAGGGCCUAAUGUGUGCGCGCUGCAGCAGGUCCUGGGGACAAAGAAAAAGUACUUCAGCACAUGUAGAAACUGGUACAGAGGCUCCAUCUGUGGGAAGAAGGCAGCGGUUGUGUAUGAGUGCUGUCCUGGGUACAUGAAGCUGGAGGGUAUGAAAGGAUGCCCUGCAGUGGCUCCUAUUGACCAUGUCUACGGUACUCUGGGGCUUGUAAAAGCCACAACAACACAACAGUACUCUGACAUGUCCAAGCUGAGAGAAGAAAUCGAAGGCAAAGGCUCUUACACAAUGUUUGCCCCCAGCAAUGAUGCCUGGGAGGAGUUGGAACCUAACGUACGGUCUGCCCUGGAGAGCAAUGUGAACAUUGAGUUGUACAACGCUCUGCACUUCCACAUGGUGAACCACCGUCUUCUGACCAAGGACAUGAAGGACGGCAUGACGGUCACCUCCAUGUACAACGACCUGGGGCUUUACAUCAACCACUACUCAAAUGGGAUUGUAACGGUGAACUGCGCCAGGAUCAUCCAUGGUAACCAGGUGGCCACAAAUGGUGUGGUCCAUGUCAUUGAUCGGGUCAUCAGUGCGGUGGGCAACACUAUCAAAAAUGUCCUGGAUGUCACAGAUGAGCUGUCCUCCUUCAACGCUGCUGCAAUUGCUUCUGGUGUGAUGGACAAGCUGGACAAACCCGGCCACUUCACUCUGUUUGCUCCCACUAAUGAAGCCUUUGACAAACUGGGCCCAGGCUACCUGGAACGUAUCAUGGGAGAUAAGGCCAUUAUUGAAGCCCUUGUGAAGUACCACCUGUUGAACAGUGUCCAGUGCUCUGAGGCCAUCAUGGCAGGAUCAGUGUUUGAGACCGCUGAGGGCAGCACCAUUGAGAUCGGCUGCGAUGGAGACAGUCUGACUGUCAACGGCAUCAAGAUGGUGCUCAAGAAGGACAUUGUCACAACCAACGGCGUCAUCCACCUGAUUGAUCAGGUUCUCGUCCCAAAUUCGGCUAAAGAUGUCAUGGAGUUACUGGGAGAAUCCCAGAGCACAUUCAGCGACAUGGUGUCUGAACUGGGUUUGGCUGCUGCCUUGGGUCCAAAAACAGAGUUCACACUUCUGGCUCCCCUUAACACUGCUUUUACUAAUGAAGUGAUGUCAAUAGACCAGACCGUGCUGAGAGAAAUUUUGGAGAACCACAUCUUAAAGCUGAAGGUUACGCUGAGUGAGCUCUACAAUGGACAGCUGCUGGAAACGCUGGCUGGCAAAUUGAUCAGAGUCUUCAUUUACCGCACUGCUGUCUGCAUAGAAAAUGCAUGUAUGGUGCGCGGCAGUAAAGAGGGAAGCAAUGGAGCGCUCCAUCUUCUGAGAUCCAUCAUCAAACCAGCCGAGAAAACAAUCUACGAGAUUCUGAUCGCAGAUGGACGAUUCAAGAUUUUCCUGAAUCUGAUGGAGACUGCAGGUCUGACUGAUCUGCUGAAGCAGGAGGGCUCCUACACCAUCUUUGCACCAACAGACGACGCAUUUGAUGGCCUUACUCAGGAGGAUAUGCUUCUGCUCCGAAGUGAUGUGAAUGCCUUAAGGACCAUCCUGCUGUACCACUUCAGUAACGGCGUCUUCAUUAACGGCGGAUUGGAGGGAGGAGUCACCAAUUUACUCAAAUCACUGCAAGGCAACAACCUGCAAGUUAUAGCUGUAAACAAUUCUAUCAACGUAAACUCAGUGGAUGUACCAGACAGCGAUCUGAUGGCUACAAAUGGUGUGGUCCAUGUGGUGAGGAAUGUUCUCUAUCCUGGGGACCUUCCCGUGGGCCGAGAGGACCUCCUGGUCCUCCUGAAGAAGCUGAUCAAGUACAUCCAGAUAAAGUUUGUCUCUGGAUUUUCUUAUGCUGAGAUUCCACUCACCUUCAUUAAGAGGACCAUCACAACCACCCAUUAUAUCGAGACAGUUCCUGAAUUCACAAAGGUGGUAAGAGUAAUUGAAGGAGAACCAUCGGUUACCAAGGUUACUAGGGUCAUUGAAGGGGAGCCAUCUGUUACCACAGUAACCAGGGUCAUUGAAGGGCAGCCUACCAUUACCAAGGUAACCCGUGUCAUUGAAACAGAGCCUACCGUUACUAAGGUGGUUGUCGAGGGAGAGCCGGUGAUCACCAAAGUAACCAGGGUCAUCGACGGCCAACCAACCAUCACCAAGGUGACUAGAGUUAUUGAAGGUGGAGAGUUUGAUGCCGAUGGAAAGAUGAUUGCAGGUGGAUCCAGAUCACACACCACGGUGAACGAGCCUCAUGUCAUUGAGGGACCAGACUUCUCUAAGAUCACCACUAUCCAUGGUAACCCCAAUCUGAUUGAGGAGGAAUCAGAAAGGAUUACCAAAAUCAUUAAAGAAGGAGGGAAGUUUGCAGCUGCCAAGAGAGCUCCAGUUGGGGCAAGGAGGAGAGCAAGACUGGUCAGGCGUCACCACAAGCCAAGGGAGUGAAUCCAAAACAGACAAAACAACACCUUCUGGCUCACCGCAGAGACUGAAUGAAUCUCUGGUGCUCCUGGUCGAGUGCCAGAGGAUUAAAAAAAAAAAAAAAAACCCAAAAAACUGUAGACAGACACAAAGAGAGCAGUUCAGUUUAGCUUUCUGUU
Molecule: messenger RNA, 2893 nt
Organism: Sphaeramia orbicularis (orbiculate cardinalfish)
Lineage: Eukaryota; Metazoa; Chordata; Actinopteri; Kurtiformes; Apogonidae
Product: periostin
Exons: 23
Coding region: 168-2738 (856 amino acids)
Biological process (GO): cell adhesion; extracellular matrix organization
Cellular component (GO): extracellular matrix
Molecular function (GO): cell adhesion molecule binding
Source: RefSeq, a predicted model, not a curated record